AUGAAGAAGAUGAAACAAACCGAAAUUUCUGGUGAUCCACGACAAAAGACCGAGUUGGCUCGUGAGCUGUAUCGAGAUGGCAAAGUGGCCGAAACUCUGGAAACAACAACAAUGAUAAUGGAAGAGCAUGGCCUUUACAUGGACUGCAUCAUAUUGCACGCGAAUUGCCUCUGCUACUUCCAAGAUUGGAAGAAACUGUUCCUGCUUGCUCAUGAAUUAGUCUUUUCUUUUCCCGAUCACCACUACAGCUGGUAUGUGGUUGCUGCGUACUACUUCACAUGUAAUAACAUACCUGCUGCAAAAAAUUUUAUAAACAAGUCAGCAUUGAUGAGAACAGCGUUUGGUGAAGCUUGGAUUGCGUACGGCCACAUUCUAGCUGCUGAAUCCGAAAACGAACAGGCCUUGAAUUGCUAUUAUCGGGCCGCGCGAAUCUUGCCUUGGCAUUACGAACCAAAGAUGUACAUAGGAAUGCAAUAUUGCAGAGUCGGGGUGAGAAUGGCGGAGGAAUUCCUUCGUGAAGCUUCCUGCAUCAGGUCUUGUGAUCCCGUCAUAAUGCAUGAGCGUGGAUCUUACUACUACCGCUACAGCAAGUUCCACAGUGCAGCUGAACAGUUCUUCAACAACGCCCUGCUCGCUGUCAUUGGAACUGAAUCUGAGGAAACUGAAUUCAUGGAUUCGAGCGCCAUUCUCAACGAGCAGAUUGAUCCAUUCUGGCAACCUCUGAUAGCAAGUUUGGGACAUGUAUCUCGAAGACUCGGAAAGUACAAGGAUUCUAUAAAUUUUCAUAGUAAAGCGCUGUUAAUGAAUCCUAUCGAUUGGCAUUCUAUGGCGUCGAUGGCAAUGUCUUAUGCUUGUCUCGGUGAAACGAAUAUUGCCACACGAUACUUUGCUAAGUCGCUUGCUCGAGCUCCGUAUGAUGGGGUAAGUUGGCAUGAAUUUUGUUCUCAAUAA
This is a messenger RNA of Ostertagia ostertagi, 951 nucleotides long. Lineage: Eukaryota; Metazoa; Nematoda; Chromadorea; Rhabditida; Trichostrongylidae. The record is from the annotation of a GenBank genome assembly.